GCAGUUUUGACCCAAACCUACUCUCACUUUAAUAACUGCAUGCUUUUAUACAUGCAUAUAUGCAUGCGUGCUGUCUUCACUCAGCGUGCAAAUGUACCGGUUAACGCGCAGUAGUUGAACAACUUCCAGACCGAAUGUGUUGCAGCAACAUGUCGCAGGAUGAGUGUUUGUGCUGCAGUGUCUUUGAGGCGAUUUUACUUUUUAGUGCUCUUUCUCUGAGGAUUCAAGUGCGGUAUUCCGUCCGAUUAUUUACCAGCUGCAUUGAAAUGCAUGCACGCGCUGCGUUUUAUGAACUGAUUCUGGGGAAAUUUGAAAGAAGCGUUGAUGUGGAUUACUUGCAAAUAAGCUCUUGUAACACUACGGGCUGAUAAACGCGCUGUUACAUGCGCCAUUAACGGCAACGCAGUGCGAUAUGAUCAGAGCGCGCGCGAUAUUCAUACAUCAUGCAUUGGCGAUGCCUGUCUGAUAGAGCGCGUGAACCGUGUCGCGCGCGGUUCGUGUUUCAGGGUGGCUGCGCGAACGCGAAGAACUAGUAAUGUUAUGGAAACUCGUAUAACAAUUACCAUGGUAACCACAAAAUACAACAGUUGUUGCUGCUGUGAUUGCUGUUUUAAUGAAUCUGGGAUCUCCUUCAGACAGUGUCAGCCGCCCCUGUUUAUCGCCUAGCAACUGCUACUUCAGAGACGCCGCCCCUGGCCCCGCCCUCCAGAGAUGACUGAUGCCCAGAAGGCCAACGAGCUCCCUGAAUGCCCCACAGAGGGCGGGGCCACAGCAGAGGAGCAGGACAUGCCCCUGAGGCAGGAAACCACGCCCACUAGCUCUCCACCUUGUGAUGAGCCAAUCAGCUCGCAGAGUCCUGACAAAGAGCCAGCCCCUGGCCUGCUCUCCAUGCCGUGCUUACUGAAGGAGCUUCAUAGAGACUCCGCCCCUGGGCAGCCGCAGGAAACGGAUCCGCCUCCGACCGCCACCCAGUCCUGCCCGCAGGAAGACAGCGAUUCUUCCGUCUGCCUGCGGUCGCCUUCCUCUUCCGGUCACCUCGGAGACUCCGACACGCUUUCGUCGGCGGAGGAAGUGGCCACGCCCGCCCAGACGGCCGGCAGGAAGUCGCGGCGCUCGCAUUCAGAGAGCGAUACAUCCUCCGUCGCCAUGGCGGCCAAGAAGAACCGUUGCCAGGAGAAGCAGGUGAACGGGCGCGUCCGCGUCAGAGGGCCGCGCAGCCAGCGGCAGAAGCAGCGCAUGCGACAGCUGCGGCAGAAGCGGGAGGCGGCGGCGAGACGUAAACCCGACGUGCUUCAGGACAGCAGCACCAGCGACAGCGACAUCACAGCCCACUCUUCAUCAUCCUCGCCACUAACGGCCUCGUCCGACAACGAGGGAGAGACAAUCAACUCUCACGCACCAGCUGGCCAUCGCCGAGCCGACGGUUCUGGAGCAUCAGCGCGUGGGCGGGGCCAACUUGACAUGGGCGUGGCCAGUGGGAGCCUGGGCGGAGUCUUGGAGGAAGCUCUUACGCGAUUCGCCGCGAUGCAGAGACAGACCGAGGAGCGCUUUCGCGUGUGGAUGGACAGACUGACCCGCAUGCACUCGGACGAUGACCUUUCAUCUAGCGAAAAUCCGGAAGGGCGGAGCCACGUUAGCUCGUUCCUGCCGUCAUCAGAGUCGCAGGAAACGCUGGCGGCCUAUCAAAUGGCCCGACUCAACGCCAUCACGGUUCCUCCUCCCCAGACUGCCAGUCUCAAUGGAAGCGUGGAGCCAUCUGAACCAAACGUUUAAAGACGCAAAACGACUGUGCCGACUCUAUUUGACCACUGAAGUGGAGACUUGAGACAAUGCACAAACUUUCUCCUCAUCUCUCAUUAACAUUCUACUAAUUUUCUUCUUCAUUCUGCCUUCUACAUCUACCUUUCUCUAUUAAAGGAUUAGUUCACUUCAGAAUUAAAUCUUCCUGAUAAUUUACUCACCCCCAUGUCAUCCAAGAUGUUUGU
This is a messenger RNA of Megalobrama amblycephala (Wuchang bream), 1985 nucleotides long. It is a transcript of the gene ark2n, whose product is annotated as linkage group 18 C18orf25 homolog. NCBI's taxonomy places the organism in Eukaryota, Metazoa, Chordata, Actinopteri, Cypriniformes, Xenocyprididae. Bases 712 to 1773 code for a protein of 353 amino acids. The transcript is spliced from 3 exons. The record is from RefSeq and is a predicted model, not a curated record. Gene Ontology annotation, molecular function: ubiquitin protein ligase activity. Gene Ontology annotation, biological process: ubiquitin-dependent protein catabolic process.